UCAGUCUGUGGCACUAAUUUUUCCGUAUUUUGGUUGUACGUUGGAGAGCUUCUAAAGAAAAUUUUCUGCAAUCCACAUAAUCAAUAUAAAAAUUGUUCUAAUAAUUGUAUUGAAACGAGUGUAGUACAAUUUCGAACAAGCCAACAAAUGUAUCACGCUGGAUUGGACGCAUCAGCCGUCUGUCUAGCAGGACCAGCAGCAGCAUUCGCAGUAGGUAGGUAGUGAAACGACUGGAACACCCACUGAGAUAUGGCUACGUUCUCAACGCUGAUUGGACCACUGCUGUUGCUGCUGGUGGGAACCAUCCUUCUGGGUGGUUCGAUACCGGUUAGAGCUGAUACGGUCGUCGAUACCACAGCCGACGAACCGCCGCAACCGAUCGUGGAAAAACUUCCCUUCUGCGACGAGGAUGUACAAAGCGACCGCGAUAUUAGCGACAGAUUGCUCUACGUAACGACCCUGGACGGCCGCUUAUCAGCCCUUGACCUGACCAAUGGAGGUGCAUUGCAGUGGAGUGUCGAAACCGGUCCGGGACCUCUGCUGUCGUCCAGCAUUCAUCGGCUGGAACUAACGAACAAUGGAAAAUGGGUUCGCAUGAUCCCGUCGCUGAAUGGAGGCCUUUAUAAGUUCGACGGCGAAACGGUCGAACCGAUUCCUUUCAGUGCGGAAGAUUUACUGAAAUCGUCGUUCAAGUUUUCCGACGACCUGGUCAUAUCCGGGGGUAAGGAGACCCGAUCGUACGGAAUAUCCAGCCGAACCGGGCAGAUUAUUUACGAAUGCACGAUGAGCGGUUGUCGGAAUAGUACCGAAAUUAUGCAAGACGACGCUGGGAAGAAUGGACCGAUGGAAGAAGUAUUACCACACGAUCCGCUGCAAGAUGAUGUGGUUGUUAUUCGUCGUCAGACGCAAACGGUUCGGGCGGUCGAGUCUCGUACGGGUAAUGAACGAUGGAAUUUUAGUAUCGGACAUCACGAAUUGGAGAUGUUGAAAAACGAAGACUGUCGAGGAGGGUCCUUGGACACGUCAUUGGAUCCAAAAAUUUUGGAUUUGGAGUUGAAAGUCAUUAUUCCGGAUGGAGUUGUGUGUGCCGUCAGUCGAUCAACACCGGGAAAGAUUCUGUGGAAAUACACCUUUGAUCACCCGGUAGUGAGUGCUUGGCGUGCGAAAGACAAGAAUGAUAUUAUGAGCGUAAACUUGUUUCACGGAGCGGAUUGGAUUUGGAAUGGCAAUCAGAAGCAACAACAGCAGCCACAAGGUCAAGACAAAUCAGCUCCUACAGGAGCAGAGUUUAGACAAAAUAGCAUGAUCAACCCGUCGCUUUAUUUGGGAAUGCAUCAGAAGCAAUUGUACAUUCAGGAAUCCGGCACACUUUUAGCUCGCCGUCAGCCGGUGGAUGUGCAAACAAUUUUGGUCAACGAUGAUACCAAGUAUCCGAUGAUUCCUUGGAAGCCAUACCCGGCAAGGCCGGAAGUUGCUGGUUACAUCACAGAUGGGAGUGAAAAGGCGGAAACGGAAGAUUCCGAAUAUGCCGAAUCAACGGCAAUCGCACGGUCGGUUUUGUACCAAUCGGCGUACGUUAAUGGAGACGGAUUUUUCCUCUAUACACCAGAGGAUUUGAAGCAAAAAGACAACGGGUUAUGCUCGAACAGCACUGAUUCGCCGGAGGCAGGAGGAUUGCGAAACCAAAGUUCCAUUUUCGAUUUUACGAUGGAUCCGGACGCUCCGGUUAAAAUUAUUAUUAUAUCCAUUUGGUUUUGGUGGAAGGAAAUUUUAAUUAUUUCCGCCACAACAGCGUUUCUUCUGAAUGUAAUACUGAGAUUUAAGAACGAAAAAGAGGUAGUGGUCUUUGUCGAACGGCAGGUCGAAGUUCCCGUUCCAAUAGCGUUGGAAGCGACAGAGGACAACAUAACACCUUUGGCUGCGUUGCGAGGCGUCAGAAGUUUGUCCGAAUCAAACGGUGAUAAUUUCGUUUCCCGUUUCCAAGAAGACUUCGAGCUUGUGCAAUGCUUGGGUAAAGGCGGUUUCGGAGUGGUCUUUGAAGUUCGAAACAAAUUGGACGAUUGUAAUUAUGCCAUCAAACGAGUGGUUCUUCCCAAUCGGCAGGAAUCUAAAGAUCGAGUAAUGAGAGAAGUAAAAACACUUGCUCACUGUGAACACAACAAUAUCGUGCGAUAUUUUCAUGCAUGGACCGAGACUCCACCGCCAGGCUGGCAAGAGAAUCAGGAUAAAAUUUGGAUCCAACGCAACUGUUUGUCGACAUCGAUUGAUAUAGAAUCACCGACGGAGACAUCUCCGCCCAACAGUAAUCUAAUACCAACGAUCAACAGUAACUUUUCGCAGAGCAUCAAACAAAAGUACAACAAAUCGAGACAUUCCAGCUUGGGCCAACCGAUGCCAUGGCUAUCAAAAGUACCAGAGCCUAGCUUUUCCGGUUCCCGUGUUGAGGAUGAUCAAUCCGACAGCUUCAUCGAAUUCCGGGCAGAUCAUGCCCGCAGUGAAAGCAAUGACUCAUCGUUCCAAAUUGAGUUCAAACAUGACAGUCAAGCCGCAGCUGAUUCUGUCAACAUCGCCGUCAACGAUUCUUCACUGAGCGCUUCAUCUCAUGUGGUAUCAAUCGAGGAACCAACGGUAUCUUCUAUAAGUCGGCCCAUCAAGCCUGAAGUUGACCCGCGAAUACUUAAGAAACGUCACCGACGACACCUUUCGCUUGAUCUCACCAGCACUGGAAGCGUCGUUAGACCAUCACCCACUACCGAAAGCAACCAUAUGAUGGACCCCUCUAGUUCCAACGCUACAGGAACCAGCAACGUAAGCAAUAAAAUUUAUCUCUACAUUCAGAUGCAACUGUGUCGGAAGCAAUCACUGAAGGAAUGGCUUGCCGAAAACGAUCUCAGCGCUCGGCAGGAUCGCACUAUUUCCAUUUUCGAACAGAUUGUAAAUGCCGUCGAGUACGUCCACUUGAAAGGACUAAUACACCGAGAUCUCAAACCAAGUAACAUUUUCUUUUCGCUUGACGGGCGUGUUAAAAUCGGUGACUUCGGGCUGGUCACCGAUUCCAGUGAUUUGCAGUACGAUAAUGACAAUAAUCUUCCCGGAAUGACGAUGCUCAUGACGAAUGCGGCUGGCCAUCGGCAGCGCCACACCCGACAGGUUGGCACACAGCUGUACAUGUCGCCGGAGCAGCUCAAGGGUCAACAGUACGACUACAAGGUGGAUAUCUACUCACUCGGUUUGAUCUUGUUUGAGCUGCUGGUUAGCUUUGGAACCGAAAUGGAGCGAAUCGAUACAAUGAAAAAUGUACGCAAGAAUAAGUUUCCCGACGGGUUUCAGGAACAGUACUCCGACGAGUAUCAAUUGCUGAAACUAAUGCUGGCGGAGAAACCGAAUCACCGACCGACGACCUUUGGCAUCAAAGCUCGGCCACCGUUGAAACGCAUGCCGGCAAGCCGUUCGACACCGCAACUUCACUCGCAGUCAUCGGCCGAAGAUCCACCGUUGCUAGUGGGAGCCGGCAAUUCCCCGUCAUCCGAUUCGUCUGAUCACAGCGAAUGGCACUUUGAGCUACCACCCAGACGCAAGGAUAGCCGGUCCGUUAACACGACAACCUCAAGCUCCAAUAAUUCCGAACAGAAUCAGAAUCAAAUCUUCUUUUGAUUCCGACGGGUUUAGUUGCAGGAGAUCACAGUGGCCAAGGGCGCUGCUUAUUAAGUUAUUCACUGUUCUUAACAUAAGAAGACAGUUUAAGUUAAGUUGAUUACUUUGAUAAAACAAUUUAAGUAUCUCUUCCAGUUUAACGAUACCAAGUAUUAAACAUUUAUUUGAAAAGAACAGAAUCAAUUCUGGCUGGAUUUGUACUACUUAAAUUGUAAAAUA
Molecule: messenger RNA, 3873 nt
Organism: Sabethes cyaneus
Lineage: Eukaryota; Metazoa; Arthropoda; Insecta; Diptera; Culicidae
Product: eukaryotic translation initiation factor 2-alpha kinase-like
Exons: 3
Coding region: 250-3654 (1134 amino acids)
Biological process (GO): protein phosphorylation
Molecular function (GO): protein binding; ATP binding; protein kinase activity
Source: RefSeq, a predicted model, not a curated record